UCUAUGUACCAGUAUUGUCCUUGGUUUGUUAGCUGAUCUCCUACUGACUCCAAGCCCUGGGUCUCCUGCUGGGAGGAAGGGCAGGGAUAUAAAUCAAAUAAUAAAUAAGCCUGAUCCCAGGCUACCCUGCACCAGCCUCUGGACUUGCCCUUGGCCUGCUUUGCCCAUUGGUUGACUGGACCCUGACGUUGGACUGCUCUCACCUUGCCUCUUGCCUCACCCUUUGUUGUGGGCUCUGCUCAUUUCGACCCUGACUUUGGAUUGGCCCGGGACACUGCUUUGGUCAUUUCCCAUGAUGGUGGUGUUGCUGGCAAAUCUCUUGCUUCCUUAGGAGCCUAGUGAGAACAGGACACAGGAAGAGUGUGAUCUUGCUGAUUCUUCUGGAUCUCUUGGCACCUCUUAGUAUCAUUGACCCAUGGUAUCAUUCUGGAAUGACUGACAUGGUCUAGGGUGCUGAAUUACAAUGGUUCUACGCAUUUGCAUUAGAUUUCAGAAAAUCGACUGGACUGGGGGAACUCACCUUGGGAAGCCCAUAGAUGUCGAUAUUAUUCUCCAUGUUUCAAUAUCUACAUAGAACUACUGGUGAAAAUGCUGGCAUCAAAAAUCAUGAGGAAAAAUUCCUGAGGGAUGAAACAAGAGAGGCAGAAUAUAAAAUUUUAAAUACCUGGGACAGCAUACCGGUUAUGCAUGCACCAGUGACAAUCAGAUUUAAACCUGGUGAUCAAGGCUUAGUAAUGGAAGUGAAUUCCUUAUUCUUUGAUGACCCUCCAGCUCCAUCUGGUGAACCUGGAAAGCCAUUUGAUGGCCUAUGGGACUUUGAAGUGGCUGAAUCUUUCUUCUUGAAUAGUGCAACAAGAAACUAUCUGGAAGUGGAACUCUGCCCGCAUGGCCAACAUCUUGUAUUAUUUCUUUCUGGAGGAGACUGUCUGGAAAAAGGACUUGCAUUGGCAUUUAAAGCAGAUAUAAAUGGGGGCAACUGGAAUGGCACAGCAAUUAUCCCUUGGAACUACUUCCCGCCUGGUGUAGAUAAAAUGAAUUCAUAUGCAAUCCACGGGUCUGGGAUUGGGAGAACAUACGAGGCACUUUAUCCAAUACCACGAGAAGAGAUAGAAGAAGGACAAGGCCCUAACUUUCAUUGUCUAGAAUACUUCAAAGAUUUCAGUCUGAAGGACAUCAUGGGAGAUGACUGGAACCAACCUCCAUCAGAUCUGUGGCCAUAACUGCAGCAACCUCUAAAGCCCAAUCAGUAAUGAAGAAAAAAGUCAUAAAACACGUAACGUGUUAUGGUUAAACAUGAGAUGUCAAAUAUAUAGUGUCCUCAUAUUGUUAAUGGGUCA
Rhineura floridana is the source of this 1337-nucleotide messenger RNA. Its product is annotated as UPF0462 protein C4orf33 homolog. The record is from RefSeq and is a predicted model, not a curated record. The transcript is spliced from 7 exons. The coding region runs from base 537 to 1220 and encodes 227 amino acids. NCBI's taxonomy places the organism in Eukaryota, Metazoa, Chordata, Lepidosauria, Squamata, Rhineuridae.